AUGAGAACAUAUAGGUUUCUACAUUACCGUGACUGCUUUCAGAACUCAUUCACACGGUUGAGCAGUGCUGCUCAUAAUCGACUCUUGGCUACCCAGCUGGCACAACUCCGCAAAGACUCUCAGUUCUGUGAUGUAACGUUAGUCGCCGAGGGGAAACGAAUCAACGCUCAUCGGCUUGUACUUGCUGCAUACUCAAACUACUUCAAAGCCAUGUUCACCAACGGCCUGGCUGAAAGCCACAUG
This is a messenger RNA of Cooperia oncophora, 243 nucleotides long. The record is from the annotation of a GenBank genome assembly. Lineage: Eukaryota; Metazoa; Nematoda; Chromadorea; Rhabditida; Trichostrongylidae.